Molecule: messenger RNA, 1428 nt
Organism: Paramecium octaurelia
Lineage: Eukaryota; Ciliophora; Oligohymenophorea; Peniculida; Parameciidae
Source: the annotation of a GenBank genome assembly
AUGCUCUUAAGACAUAGUAAUUAGAAUUCCAUUAUUGCAAAUGAACCAAAAAAAAGGUAAAAAGUUGCUAGGGAAGGAGAUGAGCUUUAGAAGCAUGAAAACAGAUGGACACCAGAGAAGCCAAAGAAGCAAGUUAAUUAUGUAUUAUUAUCAUCUGAUAGGCCAAUACUUACAAGUAAGAAAAGACUCCUACAUUAUACUAUAUUUCAAGCAGGUUUCUAGUAUGCAUAUAUGAGAGAUGUGGUAAAAUAUUAUUCAUUAUGCAAUACACUAAUGGAGAGUUGCCUCUCCUAUGUAGUAACCUAAUAAUUCACUUUACAUACAAUAUAAUAUUGAAGGAGUAUAUGAAUUAUGCGUUCCUUCUUAUCUAUUGUAAAAACUUAUUCAACUAAUUUAGUAUAAUUCACAGUCUAAGCGAACUUAGGAGCAUUCACAAACUAAUAAUUGUAAAGAUUUUUUUUCCUAUUAAUAAACAUUUAUCUAACAAUUCAGCAAUUUGUAAUUUGAUGAGAAUCUUAUGAAAAGUUUUAAACCACUUACUUAAUGUUAUCAUUUAUCCUAUCUAUAAUCUCUUAAACCAUUAUGGAGUAUAUUAUAGUGAUUCACAUGUGGAAAUCGUGAAACAAUUAUUUUUAGCAUUUAUUUUGGAUAGAAAUUCUCAGAAACCAGUCAUUGUUGCUUCAAUCCAUGGAAGAAUAGAAAUCGAAGAAGUUGCUAAGAUAGAUCCAAACAGUAUCAUCGUAUUACUAAUUGAUGUGAACACUGGAUUAACAAAUCAAAUUGCCAAUAAAGUGAUCGACACUUUGGAAUUGUCAGCAUUUAGAUAAUAAGCAAUUGAAUAAUUGAAGAAUCAAUACAAGAUGUUCAUUUACUUGAUACUACUCAAGUUAAAAUUGAUCCAUGCGUAAUAGAUCCAAUUAAUAAAUUAUUAUUUUUUAUUGAUGCUAAGAUCAAUGUUGAAGACAAUGCUACAUUCAGAUAAAAGAAAUUGGCUGUAUUGAGAAAGACAACUGUUGCAUCUGAAUAAGUAGAUUCUCAUGAGGAAUUGGCAUUGGCAGCUAGAUUGAAAUAUGUUGCCUUAGAUGGAAAUAUUGGUUGCAUGGUUAAUGGAGCAGGAUUAGCUCUGGCUAAUAUGGAUAUAAUCAAAUUUUAUGGAGAAGACCCUUCCAAUUUCUUAGAUGUUAGAGGUGGUGCCAAUGUUGAAUAAGUCAAUGCUGCAUUCGAAAUCUUGAGUACCCAUUGCAUAGUUGAGACCAUCCUCAUCAAUAACCUUGGAGAUAUCCUGAAAUGCAACAUUGUUGCUGAAAGGUAUUAUCAAAGCAGCUUAAUUGGUUAAUCUCGGGACGCCUUUAGUUGUUAGAUUAACUGGAACCAACACUCAACAAGGUAAAUAUUAUAUUCAUUUUUAGGAGCUAAAAUGCUGGAUGA